UAAGGUGCUGUGGAGGCAAGUGAGGACAAAACAAAACCUAAUUGUUUUUUAUGCAUUUGUAGACCGCUCACGAAAACCCCAUGGCCUUUUUUGAUAAAUGUGCACUUUUGACCCUUACCUGGAAUGCAAACAUAUUUGUGUAACUAUAAGUAACCAGAUAUACAUGAGAUUAAAGUGAGAUUUAUUUAUGAAUAACAUUUACUAUAGUGGUUCUUGGACCUGGAACGUAAAAAAACUCCUCUGUGAGAAGCAAACACAUGGAUUUACUGAGAGAAAACUCUGAAACAGAGGAUUUAUUAAAGGGAGACGAGCCACAGCCUCAGUUGAAAGAAUUCCCAGUCGGACAAUAGAAUAGGAGAGAUGGAGGGAGGAGAAGAAGAAGAAGAAGAAGAGUGAAAGCACAGUGCUGAGUGUGGGGGUGAACAAACUGAGUGCCAACUGGAUGUGGAGGUUUCUGGCAAAGUCCAACGUCUGUGGCGUUUCUAAGGAAACAACAGCGCAACUAAGUUCGCAGAGCAGAAGCUGAAUUCACUGGAAGCUCGUCGCUGCAUGGAGAAGAUGAAACUACAAUCAGUGGAACGCAAAAACCAGGUAAAACUCACCAAGUGGGCACAGGCUAACCAACGGAGGAUCACAUGACCUCAUCUGUAACGAAGGGUACCGGAAGCAGUUCUGUUGCCAUGGUAACAGACUCAGUGGGAGCUGACAUGGAGCAGAGUGCCCGUUCAGUCCUCCGGUCUGACAGCUACCUGAGGAACAGGAUCAGACGGUUAGAGAGGUCAGAGAGGAGCCUGCUGCAGCAGCUGUCUCAGCUAGCCUCAUCCUCCCACCUUCCCAGCAUGCAACACUCACAGAGGCUGGACCAGAGACUCUACAUGCUCAGGGAGGAGGUCAGGACCAUGACCAAGGAGAAGGAGCAAGGGGAGCAGGUUUGGAGGGACCGACUGCAGCGCUGUCAGAGGCAGCUGAAGGCCAAAGAGGAUGAGAUGAGUCGCCAGUCCCAGUACUUUGAGAACUUUAAAGCCCAACUCCAACACAAGCUCAGCCUGGCCCGGGACAGAGAGCAGAGCCUACAGAACAGGAUCUAUGUCUUAGAAAAGCAGCUGCUGGACAUGACUGUGAGUGCCGCCACUGGCAUGGCAACCAUCGGUGCAGUCAGAAUUACUGCCGCGUCUGUAACACACAGGGAAGAACAAGAGAGGCUGCCUCCCAUGAGAGGAGAGGGGGAAGGAGAGGAAGAAAGAAAGGAGGAGAGGAGGAGGCAAUGGCAGCCAAGUGUGGGAACAGACAGAGAAGGUGGGCAAGACGCGGGGAAAGAAAUACAAGGGGGAAGAGUCAAAGACACGAACUCAAAUGAAGCCAGGCUGCAAGGCUUCAUCCUGAGCCUGCAGGAGGAUCUCAGGGUGCUCCUGGAGAGAGAGGAGGAUGGGGUGACAGAGCGGAGGGGGCUGAUGGAUCAGCUCCAGGAGGCCCAGGAGAGCAGCCACGUCCUGGGCUGCAAAGUGGAGGAGAUGAAGGCGGAGGUGCACCAAUUGAAGCUGUCUGAAAGCUCCUUGAUGGAGGAGAUGGAAGAGCUGAGAGAGGAGAACCACAGACUCCAGCAGAUCCUUACAGAUGCAGCCGCCAGUCAGUCAUCCACAUGCCCGAGUCCUGGGACCAACACUCUCUCAUACAUCACUGCCAUUGGACAUUCCUCAGCAGCGAGUCCUAGAGAGGCACAUCGAAUAUCGGAUGAGGGAACAGGCCAGCCUCAGUCAUCCGCAGUUCCACCUGUUCACCACCAGGCGACAGCAGAAAGUAUGCAGAACAACACACAGGAUCAUCCCUCAUCUGCCAAACUAGAAACUUCACCUGAAAUCUCUCACCACCUCGGCUCCAAGACCACUCCCUGUUUCCAGUCACUCUCCUUGACUACAGAGACACUAGAUGAGUUUAAGCUGGGGACCUGGUGCUCCAGAGGGAUCCUGAACCUGGAGGAAACUCCCAGUGCAGAAUCUGAUGCCCUGCGGGAAGCCUACAGGAGCCUGGGGUUAGGGGAGGAUCUCGAAGCACUUCAAGAACAAUGUGACCGCCUGCAGGUUGCCCUGGAGCGCACGCAGGAGCAGCUGCAGGUGAUGGCUCAAGAGAAUACUCGACUGAAAUCGCAGCUCAGGAAAGAGGAAGAGGCGGAGCAGGGGUCUUCAACAGAAAAGGAUGAUCUUGUCCAGGCCUUGAAUCAGGAGAACCGGGCCUUGGCGGACCGGAUCCAGGAGCUCCUGGCUCAUAUUGAGCUCAGAGAAGAGGAAACCAAGAGGGAGGAAACACAGCUGAGGGAACACAUGUCCAAGCUGGAGGUGGACAGAGUCAGACUGGAGCAGGAACACCAAGAACAAGAGUGUCUGAUUACAGAACUCAACAAGAAGACAGAGGACGAUCUCAAUACCAUCAUGGAGCUGCAACAAAGGUUAAUGGAGAGUGAGCAGCGUGUGGAGCAAUCGCAGGCUGACAAGGAACUGUGUGGAUCUCAACUGCAAAGUGAAUAUCCAGCUGCACCAUCAGGAGGUUUUCAACAAAACCUUGAAGAGUGUGUGAACAGUUUGGUGGACAGCGUGCUAAAAGGGGAAGACUCACAGUUGAUGUACAGCCAACAAGAAGACGAUUUGACAGAAGCCUCAGCACCUCAUUCUCAACAUAAUAAUCACAAUGAUGUGUUGCAGAACAGCCUGCAAAACAGUCAGCAUGUUAGUUCACUGACCGAUCAAGUUGGCCAGCUGACCAAGUCGGUCCAGAGCCUCAAAACAGAACAAGAGGAAUUGUCAGGCUGCAUAAAUACUCUCCGAGAGCAGCAGAGAGAAGUAGCUCUGUCAGUCCAAAUGCAGACAGAAGUGAAACAGCAGUUAACUCGGACAGUUUGGGGACUGAAGGAGGAGAAAGACAGCAUCUCCCAAUAUCUGGCUGGUCUCAAACAAGAGAGAGAGCAGCUUACCAGGACAGUCUGUGGGCUGAAGGAUGAGAGAGAUCAGAUUAUAAGGUCCGUGAGUGGCCUGAAAGAGGAGAAGGAGUCUUUAUCUGGUCUCCACAGAGAAAAAGAAAAACUGUUAGAAUUUCUCUCAAGUAGGAAAGAAGAGAGAGAUCAAAUCAUGCAGUCGCUACAAAGUUUACAGACAGAGAGUGAGCAGUUAAGCCAGGCGGUGCUCUAUUUGAAACAGGAGAGAGAUGAACUAACUGAUUCCCUUAAGUGUCUGAAGGAACGGAGAGAAGAGGAACAAUCAUCUUACACUUCACAAGAAGACAGCGAGAAGUUAGUAAAGGCAGUCAGCAGUUUGAGAGAAGAUAAAGAAAGAAUUGAACACUCAAUCAGUUGUUUGAAACAGGAAGAAAAGCAGAUAAAGUUAUCACUUCAGGGCCUUCAAGAGGAAAGACACAGCCUCCAAACUGCUCUGUCCAGCCACACACAAACAGAGGGGGGGACUCACAACAGCGCUGCUACCACAAAGAAGACUGAGAGUCAUGACCACAGGGAGAACUCUGUACAGGAGCAAAGGGAUCUGAUGAGGGAGAUUGAAGGUUUGGGAGCAGAACUGAAGAGGUCACGAGACGAUCUGGACAAGAGCCAUGUUGACACCAAAAGGCUGCACAGUGAGUUGUAUGAGUCAGAAGACAGGAGGGUGGAGGCAGAGAGGAAGGCAGCACAAGCGGCUGACCAGGUGGCAAGGUUGACAGAUGUCGCCAAUCAGAUGGAGGAAACCAGAAAGGAAAAUGAGAACCUCAUAACCCAGGUGAAGGAGCUGCAGAGCAAAUUGACAGGCCUGGUCAGGGAGAAGACUGACGCUCUGUCACUGAAGGCACAAAUAGAGGAGCAAUACAACAUCCUUACAGCUCAGCUCAAAGCAAAGACGGUGGCUCUAGAGGAGCUAAACUCGGAGUACAUUGCUCUAAAACGAGGGCAGGGCAGCAAGGAUGAUCUGAGCGCUGCUCUCGUGUCACUCAGGACACGUUACGACGACAUCAGAGCCAAGUAUGAUGCACUCCUAAAAAAGAGGAGCCAGAAGGAUCUGGAUAUAGCUCCUUUAAAGGCUAAGCUGUCUUGCCUGGUGGUGAAGUGUCAGGAGAGGAACAGCUUGUUGGUUCAGAUGAUGAAGGCCAUGCACAGACGAGGCUGUGUGGACUCCACACUGACACAGCAGGUUGAGCAGGUGCUCAGUGACGUUGCUCUGCAGGACUACACUGCAGCAUUCACGCCAGGCAGCAACGUGAAGACCCAAGAUCACACCACAGGGUUUACCACUGAAUUUAUUUCCAAAUUUCAAGACCACGCUGGUCGAUUCACACCUGAUCAGACCUGCAUGUUAUCGACUAUAUCCCCACCUGCAAAUCAGCAGCUCCAAAAUGGAUUCACACCUGCAUCUGGAGUAAAAUGUAGAGAGCUAAAAAGUGAAAAACAGUCAUCAUCAAUCAUCACUGAAUACACUACAAAUCUUCAAGAAGUCACACCUGCACUAACAGGAACACUAAAGAAAAAUGCCACGUCACCUGUGCCAACCUCACCAGUGCAAGAGCCUGACCGUGUCCAAGCGAUACCAUCACCUGUUGUUCCAGCCUCGAAAGAGACUUCAAUCACCAAUACAGCUCAGCUCUCUGCCUCUGCCAGUGGACCAGACAAAUUUAGAUUUCAUCACCCAGAUACGAAAGAGAAGUCCUCCCCUGAGCUGACCACUUCGACUAGAUCCUCACCGACUCCGACUCCUCCCUACUACGGCGCACGUGUCAGUCCAAGCAGGAGGAUGAGUAGUCCUGAGAAGAUCCUUAACCUACAUGAGCAACUGCAGAAGACUCUAAUGAGCAGCUUUCAGACUCCAGUGAGCAGAGGAAGAGGACAGCAGCCCAGGAAAUGUCUCUCAUUUUCAGCUCCUGCAGACCUGAGACCAGCCUGUCAGACAAAGCAGCAGAGCCUCAGUUCUAAUAUGCCCGAUACCAACUCUCUCCCACUCACUGCUGCUGCGAGCCAAGCUAAGCACACUCCGGCAAAUAAGUCCACAACACUUUAUAAUGCAGUCACCUCUCGAUCUGCUAAUGUUACAUUCAGUCCCAGCAUGUUUACUAACCAUCACUUUAACACAGACACAUUUAAAACUACCAUGUCUGCUGUCUCUGGGUCUUCUAACUCUGCUUCUGCCACUAUGGCACCUUGUGGCACUAAUAUAACAACAUCCCCCAAACUGGCACAGAAAAUCACUGCUAUCCCUGACACAUGUGAUGCUAAACACACAGCUUCUGCUCCUUUAGCUCUGAGGACCACAGUCUGUGACUCUGAUGUCUUAAUACGCUCCAACACUAAUCCAAAAACCACUGCCUCAGUCACAACUGCCCCCAGUAUAUCAACUGCCCCUGAGUCCAAACAUUUCAACAUGGUAUCGAAAACGAAUGGUGCUGCUGUUGCAUACCAUGAACCUGUGUUUGCUGCAUCCUGCUCUCCAUUUGCUCAUUGCUCUCCUGAGAGAUCCAACAAGUCUGCCAAAAAGUGCACUGCUGCUCUAGAGAAGACCAAGACAGGAAGACCCAAACCAGAAGCCCCAGCUGAGGUUCGCUCUGUUGAGGUCAUCAAGACAGUGGGCCAAAGCAGCCUCAUGAUCGGCUGGGAGAGGCCGCCACUCGACGAGCUGGGCUGCAGUAACGGCACAUUUCUCUAUGGAUACAGGGUGUUUGUAGGCGGGGACUUCCACAAAUCUGUCAUGAGCUCUGCGUGCACCAAGUGUAUUCUGGAGAAUGUUGAUCUCAGUGUCCCAGUGCACAUCAGUGUCCAAACGCUGGGCUCUAAUGGUCUCAGUUCAGACUUUGUCCACACCAUGUACAGGAUGUCAGUACCAACAGACCACCACUGACCCACAGGGUCCCGUCUACAUUUUUCCAGUGGUGGCAAAGGUCAACAUUGUCUCUGAAGGAUUGCUGCAACUUCUCAGUGGACACCUUUACUGCAAAGGGCCGAAGAUUAAACGUGCGCAGCCAUCUAUAGCUGCAGCCCUCUUAGGGGCCGUCCUAACCUCCACCUCUGCAGACAGCGAGGGAGACGCUGUUCCGCUGCUGGGAUACCAUCAGGCUCAGGUCAACCAAUCAGAAAAACUCGUCUCACGUUGUCUCACUUUACCAGCCUACGAACACGUAGUGACCCGUGGCCGGCCGCUAAACCUCAAACGAUUAACUGAUGUCAUACAAAAUAAUAUGAGAAUCGCUCGAGGAACUUUCAGAGUCCACUGGAUUCACGUUUUUGAAUGGAUGGAACAUUGUGACUGCCAGGGGAAAGGCCAGAGUGGCCGCCAAUCAAACUGAUAAAAAGUGUUACUUCACUAUAAACUUUACGAAGCCAAGAUAAAUCACACUGUCAAAAGCUGCCUGUUGGAGGGACGUCUGCACCUGCUGCACAUUUUAACACUGUGUUGAACACAGAGAGAGAUCACGUGUCAUACUGCUUCAUCAGAUCCCCACUGCUGCCUCUCUGGACUCUGUGACAAGAACAGCUGGCUAAAGGGACACUUACUGUAUCAAAAGCCUUUUUUUUUAACACAUAUACUGUAUAAUGUGCCGAUGCAACAUUGUACCCGCAGGUCAUCUUACUUGAUUUUUACACAUGAA
Molecule: messenger RNA, 6609 nt
Organism: Epinephelus lanceolatus (giant grouper)
Lineage: Eukaryota; Metazoa; Chordata; Actinopteri; Perciformes; Serranidae
Source: RefSeq, a predicted model, not a curated record